Messenger RNA from Toxoplasma gondii ME49, 5889 nucleotides. RefSeq lists its product as hypothetical. The coding region runs from base 1441 to 3561 and encodes 706 amino acids. The transcript is spliced from 5 exons. Lineage: Eukaryota; Apicomplexa; Conoidasida; Eucoccidiorida; Sarcocystidae. The record is from RefSeq and is a predicted model, not a curated record.
CCCUGUUAAAUAAGUAGAGACUCCCUUACUGCAUUGUUACCAAACCCCGUCGCAUGUCUGCGAUAGGAGCCCGUCGUGCAUUGCGUCUCCCAUGAUCAGCUGUACGUCUGCCGAUACACAGUACUCGUACGCAUUGGCAACGUCUUCCGAGACUCUAUAUAUCCAGUAGUCUUCGUGUUUCUGCGCUACAUGCUGCCACAGAUCGCCACGUUUCUAAGGGACAGCUUCUGUAUGGAAUCGACACGCUUGCCAGAAGACGGUAGUUUAGUGGCUGGUCGCGCAAAACACGAGACAUGCCAUCGGUAUUGCCCGAACGUAAGUACAGGCUAAGAAAACAACACAAGCGCUCGUGUUACAUCAAGGUGGGGGGAAGCCCCGAGCUAAAUAGAUACAAGUAUCAUGACAAGCUUUUGGUGUUUUCUCCAUUGGUCCCCAACGACCCAAUCGCGUCGUUCGUCUCAUCUGGACACAGCUGUUAAAAGCCGGCUCAUUUCACAGAACGACUGGCUGAGUAUUGGAGACAGAAUACAUCAUUCUGUGCUUCUGUAGGUCGGCGUGCAUUAGCAAGCCGUUUCUUCUACGCAAGUCACAAAUUUCGCAAAGAGACACAAACUCAACAGUUUUGUAGCUUGGGGUCGCGUCGCCGAAAUAUUCGCGUUUCGCUGUGCGAGAAAGCCCGAACACUAGGAUAUCGCCCGUUGCCACAAGUAGAGACUCGGCGCGAAUCCCAGAAGUGGAUUCCUAUCCACAAGACAUAUGGCUUUCUAUCUGGUCCAGGGGUACAGCAAUGCACAGUUUUUCGGCGUGACCCUUCAUAUAGUCACGUGUUCCUCUGGCCGCUACACCGGUCAGACACAAAGAGGGACACCGUAGAUCAGAAUUGUGACGCAUCAACGCAGCGCCACGGCUGACGCUCGCACCACCCGAUUCCCGUCUCUGACCCCAUUAGUCGGUGUGACGGUGAUCCUCAAUGGUCAGUCGCCACCAAAAUCCUUCCUUUUCCAGGAGACGUAGAGGAGUCACAGAUUCGUUCCUGCUGCAGUGAUCUUUGAAGAUAUGUACCCCGUCGAGACAUAAUGGACGAAGCCGACGUCCAUUCUUCCUGCGUCCUGGUUGACCGCUGUCGCUGUCUCGUGGGAAUUGCCCCACGGCGUUUUGUUAUAGAAGUCGAUAUUCGGUAGCCUCGUGUCGAGUCUACGGUUCCCCGCUCAGUCGGCGGCCAAUAGAAACACAAAGAACAACCAAAAGGCCCUUCAAAAGGGAAGGAAGAAACCAUCACAGAUAGUCUUCUCUGCUUCUCCGUUCCUUGCUGCUUUCUACAUUCUGUCGGAGUGGGCAGUUUCUCCUCUUGUCUGGCGCCUCCCCUGCAUCUCUUCCACCACUGUGGAGCGCAUUGUUCUAACCGCGAUAUUUUUAUAUUCCGAUGUGGGCAAGGCACCUAUGGCGUCAGGUGAGAUGAUGCAUAUAACAACGAAGCUUUCCAUCCUCAUUUCGUUUCAAUGUGUGCUUUGUACGUUCUUACCCGAGCGCGUCGCUGCGCAAGCCAUGCUAAAGACAGCACGCGAUCCAGAAGGUGCUCGCGGGGUUGGUUCCUCGUCAGUUUCAGUGUCACAGGCUUCAAGUGUUGUAGGGACACAGGUGCGGAGGCUUGCCGAAGGCAAACCCGGUGAGAAGCGCGAUCCCGUCCGUGAAUUGGUCGAUCUUGAGGAGAAACUUGAUGACCUCCUUGCGUUGCAGCGUAGGGAACGAAACUGCUUCCGGCUGUGUGUAAGAUACUCUGGUUCUUUUCAGGCGUACUCUGAAGCACAGGCUAGACUGAAAAGCAAAAUCGCGACGGAUCCCGAGAGGAUGAGACAAAAAUUCGAAAAGGAACAUGAAGAGAAGGAAAUGGCUUGCAACAUUUGGGCGGCGUUGCUAGAGGCCGCUGCUGAAAAAAUUGACGCCUUGGACAAAGAGAGGAAGAACAUGCAAAAACGACUCACAAAGAAACAGUUCACACGCUUUCUUGCCAUAAAAGCAGCUCGAGGUCGGGCUGAAGUCGGGGGGGUAAGUGUGCGUACCGCUUCGAGUCAGGGAGCGGAAUCUGUGAGCACGAGCCAACCGCCUGGCGGUGCAGGACCAACGCGAGGUGAAGGUGGUUUCCUGGAAAAGACGGAUAAUGAAUUGAUUCGAGUAAUGCAGCUAAUCGCACUGGUGACAAAGAAGCGUGACCGUCUUAGCCGGGCGUUGAAGAAGCAUUUACAGCAUACUGCACCAUCUCCGACGGAUGAUACGCCUGCACCUGAACGAGAGCAUGCCGAUGACGCCCGACGCGCGUGGGAGAGCCGACUCCACCAACUCGAGCAAGAGGCCGAACAGGUGCGCAAAACCAUGUGUCAACUCCGUGAACGGCGACAGGCACUUAAGAGACAGAAAGCCGCAUACACGGCAGAGCACGGUUUCCGUUCCGGCUGGAGAGGAUGCCGAAAUGCCCCUCUCCGCUUCGCGCGUUUAGGCAUCACCGUCGACGAGACAGCCGCGACGAAGCCGUGGCAAGCACGUCGUAGUUUCAUCCACUUAAACGACCCGCCGAGCAGCCACUUUCCUGAUCCAGAUCCACAACCGCCCCGUGGGACCACACGUCAUGUGUUUAUUGCUGGGCGACAACACCUAUCACGUCCAGCUGCGAAGUCAGGCCGUAAACGUGGUCGCCGUCGUGCAGCUGAAGGCAGCGGUAAAACGGGUGACGAACACAAAGCAAGCACGAGCACUGCGACAAGCGAACCAGAUUCACCGGGCGAGGGAACAUCCGGGAUUGUCGCGAAGACGCCGACAGACGACGCUGCCAAGAGACAGCGUCGUUCAAGUCCCCCCCGGCCACGUGGUCCUGGAUGCGUCGGAGUGAGCGCAGUAGGCGCCCCAGUUCAGCAACAUGUCGUGCUGGGGGAGACCGAUGAGAGAAUUCACGGAUCCUACGCUUGUGCCGCAGGUGAAGAUAGCUCCUCAACAUCGGCCCUUACCGCUGUUCGUCUUGCUCUGCUGAGGGGACUGCAGCCAACCAUACCAGCAGGACCACAGAUCAGAAUUAGCACACCUCCUGGCGGCAGAUCACCCGGCAGCCCGCAUAGCUCCCCCAGCCCUCAUAGCUCCCGCAGUUCUGAGAGCUCAAGCAGGUCUGAGAGCUCCACGACCGCCACUUCGUCAGACGAUCAGGGUUCGGGAGGGCGCGAGGAGAGGACGCUAGCGGGCGCGACGGCUGUCCCUGCAUCUGCUAGUCCCCCGGGUGCGCGGCCGCAAACAUCCCAACCAAUGAAGGAAACGCUUUUGGGUGCCACCUCGCCGGCGAUAGAGCUCCCGCUUGGCGGCGCAACACCGUUAGGCCUUUCUGGAGGCUCGUCACUGGGAACGCCGUCGUUAGGACAUCCUUCAAGAGGUGCUUCGUUUCCUUCUCAGCUGUCUCUAUUUUUGCGCGGAAGGCGGAUUCCCUUCAAAUCACAACUUGAGAUACGCGGAGAAUCGUAUUCUCCGGGCGAUGGUAAGGAGUGGAAGACACAUUGGAGGGAGACCAUGCAUACUGAGUAGCAAACGGUUCUCUGUUGGUCAACUCCGUGCCACCUAGUGUCACAAACCAAAGUGUCUUGCGGAUACUCUACGGGCACACUGCCUAAGGUUAUAGCGUGCCACUGGAUGAUUUACUCGUAGGCAUAGUCUUCUGAGUAGCUUCUUGAACACUGGUGGGCAGCUUGCUCGCUCGGUACAGUCGAUGCGAUGCUGAUGGCGUUCCACACUAUAUUUAUUUUGCCCUUUUCCCGCUUAUGUUUCCCGGCAGAACUGACGAGCGCGUCAGAGUAGGGGCAUCCAAGGAAUGCCAUACAUGCGCUGGUUUGAAGUAAAUUUUGAAGGUGGCGGUAGUUGAAGUGGAGGCGGCAAGUCGCUGACUACGAGGGGCGGGAGACGCUGCACUUGGUGGGAACCUGCGAGCAACGUGAUUCUGCGUUAUCACGCAUACCACGACCCCAUGUGAGAGCAUUUCCCGUCUUGAUCUACACCUACUCUGAAUGUGCACACGCACCAAACAUCGCUUGAGAAAUCCUCCCCCGCUGAUGUGCGUCCCGAGCUUCCUUGUCCUCCGCAGCAUGAACACACUCUUCAGACGCCGAAUCGACUCCGUGCAGUCCUUCCGGCGCCAUGCUGGCAUGUAGGCCACUUCAGGGACUUUCUCGAGUGUAGAAGUUGGGGAUCCGGAUGAACGACAUGCUUCGCAGUGGCAGGCCGUUCAGAUGCGAGAUGAAAAUCUGUCGGAUUUGCUGAAGAACAUUUCAUCCGGUGAAUGCGUCGGCAGUAUGUGCUAAGGGGGUGUUAAGCAGCAUAGUCACAAAACUGGAGAGAAGAGAGAGAACGGAGCAGGGACACUCCGGAAUGGAAUAGAAGACGUUUGGGAAGAAACACAUAACGGAGAAAUUGAGGGAUUUGUGGAGGCACUGAAAAUCGAAGGGGUCUGAAGCGACGGCGAAACGGGAAGCGAGCGCGAUGACAAAAGGGUAACAGGAGACAAAGUGGGUCGGAACAGACGGGCGAGAAGGAGACAGGAAGGAAGGGAGGAGGUAGAAAAACGGGAGAAGGAAGACGCAAUACGAGCAAGUGUGAAACAAAGAGAUGUCGUUGGAAGGGUGGAAUCUGCGUGCCUCUAGGGAACGGAAAACAAUAUAACAGUAUGGUCACGAGUGCAGCACAGACUGGAAGGUGCCUUGGACCUUUCAGCAGGGCUUUUCUGGUGAGGCAGAAAAAGUGAUAAAGGACGUAGCGGCAGGUAGACUGAUGCUUUGGGGGAACAGUGAGAGGGGAGGUGACUACGCGAGCGGUGAACGAAAGAGGAAUGCGAAAACCUGUUGAAGCAGGAAGAAAUUGAUGGACGUGUGAGACAGGAAGCAAGCCAAAUGGCAAGCGUGGCAGAGACAAGAACGCAACAGCCUCAUUACGGCAGCUGUAACAGUAACCGUCGGGUCGGUGGUCAUGAAUGCCACACCUGCGCGGAGGGCAGUUAGAGAAAUAAUGCGCGCGUCAUUCACGCGAAAAAACGAACAAACCGGGGGCAUCUGGGAAACGCGAAGGUGGUUCGAAAGGCCGAAGGGUUCAACAUUCGGGAAUCCAGAUGUCGAGGUCUCGACUUUUUUGGGGCCAGCCGGCCGCUCAACAUGCCAGGCAAAGGCAGUCGAAUGAACAACGACGCAUGGCUGUCUCACCAUAUAGUUAGUAGAGACCUCAUGCACGGUGAGGCGGUGUUGUUGCCGCUCUGUCGCUCCAGGUAGAAUUUGGAGGUGUGCCAGACGAAUAGGCCAGAACGCCAUAGAAAAGGAGGGUAACGAGCUGCGCAACCAGUUCGAGGGGCUCUUUCACGGUCCCUUACAGCCCUGUCGAGAGAUCAGAGCUCUGACAGCAUUUUCCUGAACUCGAUAGUCGAUUCAGAAACCGAAACCGACCGUGGUGGGGAGGAGUGCCGAAACGGGUAUGCGGGACCAAGAAGGCUGUUCAAAGACGAAGUUUGUUCGGCCGGCAGCUACGCUGCGAUCCCUGGAGCUUCUGUACCAUCGUCAGGCUUCUACGCUGUUUGUUGCCACUCUCGUGUCCCUCUGUUCCUCUUCUGAUUGCCACAUCAUUCGGGGUAAUGUCGUUAAACCAGUCUUCAGCGAAACGUGGAAGGGUGAUGUGGGCAUGCACCGGGUCUCAUGUUUUUUGAGUCAGUUGGAAUGGGCAAUUUCACAUCCUCCGAUCGUUUUCUGGAAAGAUGCCCCUUGUUCUACGGCCGCAGGGAUCCUGGAAGACUAGCGAACUACGUAGCCCAUUGCACUGAUCAGCCUGCCCUUCUGUUCAUGUCUUCUGCUGCAGCGGCAGGUAGCAAAUCGUUUCCUU